AAUAAUCAAUUCAAGCGCUGACGUUAUCACACCCAUUUUAGAUAAUAUCUCUCAGUUCGGUGGCAGCAAUGACACGGAUUGACGAAAGACUAGCUAUCCUUUCGGUCUCUGACAGAAGCCACAUCUGCGAGUUGGCGACGGCCCUUCACGAUGCUGGUUUAACCCUGGUUGCUUCAGGUGGAACUGCAGCAGUUCUUCGUAAGGCAGGAUUGGAAGUACAAGAAGUCAGCGAAAUAACGAAUUUCAACGAAAUGCUGGGAGGAAGAGUGAAGACCCUGCACCCAGCUGUUCAUGCGGGGAUUCUAGCAAGGGACACUCCGCAAGAUCGGAAAGAGAUGGUGGGCAACGGGUUCAAAUACGUGGACGUAGUGGUUUGCAACCUGUACCCCUUCAAAAAAGUCAUUGCCAAUCCCUCCUUCACGCCUGAUCUCGCCAUUGAAAAUAUUGACAUUGGAGGAGUGACAUUGCUGAGAGCUGCGGCUAAAAAUCAUAAUCGCGUCACCGUGCUUUGUGAUCCGAAAGAUUACGAAAAAUAUAUAGUUAAGAUCAGCUGCGGUGAGGUAUCUUUAAAGGACCGACGCCUACUCGCAUUGAAGGCGUUCGAACACACCGCGUCUUACGACGAAUCCAUCAGUGGCUACAUGCGACGGCAUUUUGCUGGCAACGGUGAACGAAGUAUUCCGCUCCGAUACGGCACAAACCCUCAUCAAAAAUCUGAAGCAGAGCUGUUUGCUGUGGACGACGAGAUGCCCAUAAAAGUGUUAAAUGGUGCUCCUGGCUACAUCAACAUUUUGGAUGGAUUGAAUGGCUGGCAGCUUGUCAAGGAACUCAGCGAUGCGACGGGAUUACCGGCUGCAGCCUCAUUCAAGCAUGUUUCCCCGGCAGGAGCAGCCAUAGGUCUUCCUCUGAACGAUUCUGAGGCGCAAUCCUGUAUGGUAGCUGAUCUGCCCCUUGACUCGAAAAAACCCUCCCUAGCCGCUGCAUAUGCCCGUGCACGAGGUGCUGACCGGAUGUCGUCGUUCGGUGACUUCAUCGCUUUGUCGGAAAAAUGCGACGAGCUGACCGCAAAAAUCAUUAAUAGGGAAGUCUCCGAUGGCGUGGUCGCUCCGGGUUACGAUGCGGCAGCCCUUUCUCUUUUAGCCAAAAAGAAGAAUGGAAACUACUGUAUAUUGAAGAUUAAUCCUAACUAUAUUCCCACGGAAACGGAGGAAAGGACAGUUUUUGGACUGCGGCUGCGCCAGAAGCGAAACAAUGCGACCAUCAACAGCGAGACGUUCAGCAAUGUUGUGGGCAAACACAACAAUAUGAACAAGCAGUCCACCGAUGAUCUCAUCGUAGCUACGAUAGCAUUGAAAUAUGCGCAAUCAAACACAGUUUGCUUUGCUCAUAGGGGACAGGUGAUUGGAAUGGGUGCCGGACAACAGUCUAGGAUUCAUUGCACUAGGCUUGCUGGAGAGAAAGCUUGCAGUUGGUGGCUCCGACAGCAUCCCAUUGUUCUUUCGUUGCCAUGGAAGCCCACCGUACGACGAUCGGAAAGAUCCAAUGCUAUCGAUGUACUAUGCUCAGGAGUUCUUGGAGAUGAAAUCUCUCUCGAUCAAUGGCAGCAAUACUUCACAGAUCCCGUGAAUCCGUUGACAUUGGAGGAUCGUAAAAGCUGGCUUGCGCAGCAGACGGGAGUUGUGAUGAGUUCGGAUGCUUUCUUACCGUUCAGGGAUAAUAUUGACUGUGCAAAACAGUUUGGAGUGAUGUAUGUGGCGCACCCUGGUGGUUCCGUUCGAGACGAAGAGAUCAUCGAGGCAUGCGAUGAGCAUGGGAUCACCCUCAUACAUACAGGCUUACGCCUAUUCCAUCACUGAUACUCAAUACGAACUUUGUGCGAAUUAGGACGAGUUCAUACACAUCAACAAACGGUUGUUUUUAUCAGUUCAAAAUCCAACGAGUGAGCGCGGGACUUCUGCGUGAAGAGAUUCUAUGUAUUGUCGGAUGAUUCUGAUUUGUUUACGUUUCGUAUGUAUAAAAAUUUC
Messenger RNA from Cylicocyclus nassatus, 2024 nucleotides. Lineage: Eukaryota; Metazoa; Nematoda; Chromadorea; Rhabditida; Strongylidae. The record is from the annotation of a GenBank genome assembly.